GCGACACGUCACUGGGAGUGCAUUGCAUGAGCUAACGGUGUGAAACUCAAUUUAGAGCGAGUAAAAAUAUUUUCAGACUAAAUUGGAGUUUUUAAACUCUCGCUUUUGGUUAUAUUAAAAACGUAAAGCAUAUUUUUAUAGAGGUUUGGAUAAUUUAAAGAAACAGCGUCGCAGUUUGUUUGGUUCUUGCAGCAGCCUGACAUCUGGGAACUGAUUGACUUCUUUACAUAUCAAUUAUAGUUCUCUUGUUUGGGUUUCGGAGUUUGUUUUGACAUUAUAAAUAGCUUUUAGGUUUAGUUUUGGGUUUGAAGAUGAACGAAGAAGAACUGGUGGAGUACUUCAGGGCUCAGAUGAGCAAAGACCCAGACAUGGCUUCAGCUGUGGCAGCCAUCCGGACCCUGCUGGAGUUCCUCAAGAGAGACAAAGGUGAAACCAUCCUGGGCCUGAGGGAAAGCCUGACUUCAGCCACAGACUGCCUGAAGGGAGAGGACUCCUCUGUGGCCGUGUCCUCUGGAGGAGAGCUCUUCCUGCGCUUCAUAAGCCUGACGUCGCUGGAGCACGAGGAUUUGUCUCGUUGUAAGAAAGUAAUGGAGGAAAGAGGAGAACUAUUUCUGGAGAAGAUCUCCAUGUCCAGGACCAAAGUAGCUAAGCUCUGCCACACUUUCAUCAAAGAUGGAGCCAAAAUCCUGACCCAUUCAUACUCCAGAGUGGUCCUGAGAGUGUUGGAGAAAGCCGCCGCAGAGAAGAAGCGCUUCUCGGUCUUUGUGACCGAAUCGCAGCCUGACGCCACCGGACGGCAGAUGGCUGAAGCCCUAAAGAAACUGAACGUUCCAGUGACGGUAGUGCUGGAUGCAGCUGUAGGGUACGUGUUGGAGAAAGUGGAUCUGGUCAUCGUUGGUGCUGAGGGCGUCGUUGAGAGCGGAGGGAUCAUCAACAAGAUUGGCACCUAUCAAAUGGCUCUGUGCUCCAAAGCUCACAACAAGCCCUUCUACGUCGUGGCUGAAAGUUUUAAAUUUGUCCGCCUGUAUCCGCUAAACCAGCAGGAUGUGCCUGAUAAAUUUAAGUACAAGGCAGACACCCUGAAAAGCGGACAGAACCUGUUGGAGGAGCACCCCAUCAUCGACUACACGCCGCCAUCACUCAUCACCCUCCUCUUCACCGACCUGGGCGUCCUCACCCCGUCGGCGGUCAGCGACGAACUCAUUAAGCUGUAUUUAUAACUGUGCCUCAUUGUUCUCCUAA
Messenger RNA from Cyprinodon variegatus (sheepshead minnow), 1242 nucleotides. It is a transcript of the gene eif2b1, whose product is annotated as eukaryotic translation initiation factor 2B subunit alpha. Lineage: Eukaryota; Metazoa; Chordata; Actinopteri; Cyprinodontiformes; Cyprinodontidae. The record is from RefSeq and is a predicted model, not a curated record. The transcript is spliced from 9 exons. Gene Ontology annotation, molecular function: translation initiation factor activity; guanyl-nucleotide exchange factor activity. Gene Ontology annotation, cellular component: eukaryotic translation initiation factor 2B complex. The coding region runs from base 312 to 1220 and encodes 302 amino acids. Gene Ontology annotation, biological process: translational initiation.